AUGAUCCAGGUGUGGCGCGCUGUCCCUGGUAUCGAUGCCGCUGGUGUCAUCCACGCCGUCAGCGACGAGGUCCUCAGCCUUUCCGGCAUGGAGCCGCAGACCGGCGCGUUUCCAGGGGACUCCACCGUUCCGGCCUACAUGGUUGCGAAGAAAACUUUCGUAAUGAUGUUCAAGGAGGCUGCAUCACUUCCGUAA
Messenger RNA from Monascus purpureus, 195 nucleotides. The record is from the annotation of a GenBank genome assembly. NCBI's taxonomy places the organism in Eukaryota, Fungi, Ascomycota, Eurotiomycetes, Eurotiales, Aspergillaceae.